Molecule: messenger RNA, 429 nt
Organism: Porites lobata
Lineage: Eukaryota; Metazoa; Cnidaria; Anthozoa; Scleractinia; Poritidae
Source: the annotation of a GenBank genome assembly
AUGUUUGCAGCAGAUAAUUUCUCACGUGGACGAAAAAGCUCGAGCCUUGCCACCUUAAACCGGGGACCCACGAUCACAAAAAACUCAACAAAUACGGGUUACGCUACUCUUAGCCAACCCCAUUUCGCUUGCACCAGUGACGAAGUGAAAUGUGUGAUUUCGCAUGUAAAUCCUGCUUUAUUCACUGAGACUUGGCUAAGAGACUCUAUCAUCGAAAACCACCUCCACAUCUCAGGGUACCAUCUCACUGCAAGGAACCGUACUACAGGCCCUCACGAUGGAGUCGGCUUGUAUAUUAAAAACAACCCCAGGUUCAAGUCCCUGGAAUAUUUACAGGAUCCUGAUUUUGAAACAAUGUGGACGUGGCUUCAGCCGACCAGAUUACCGCGUGGAAUCACUUGUCGGAUUGCUGGCACUGUCAACGACUGA